Achroia grisella is the source of this 549-nucleotide messenger RNA. RefSeq lists its product as uncharacterized. The coding region runs from base 1 to 501 and encodes 166 amino acids. The record is from RefSeq and is a predicted model, not a curated record. The transcript has a single exon. NCBI's taxonomy places the organism in Eukaryota, Metazoa, Arthropoda, Insecta, Lepidoptera, Pyralidae.
AUGUAUACUGAUAAUAAUUACUCAGACAGAGAAAGCGAAGGCGAAGAUAGAAGUCCGGAGAAUAGCCCGAGUAUCACGAAAAAGUCGCUGUCCACAGUUUGUUUUAGAAAUAAUCUAGAUAACCAAAAUACAAGACCUUUAGCACUACGUGCGACUCAGUCAUUCACUGGGGCUGUUGAAGAGCUAAGACUAUGUGGGAAUUUUCAAAGAAUAAAUUUAUGCAAUAGAAUGAAUAUUCCAUCGGCACCUAAAUCAACUAUAUGUCCAUGCGGAUGUUUAUUAAGACCUGCAACCACAGGUCCAUUCAGGACUAGAGAACAGAAUACAUUAGCAUUGCAUGUAGUGUCACCUGAAGCACUUAAUUAUCACGGCUACUGCUAUGAGCCCAGUCAAAUAGCAAUGUUUUGGAAAAAAGACUGCAGAAUGUUUUUAUGGAAAGGAAAGGCUAAAAUAAAAAAGGAAAUAGAUGCUGAUCCUCAAAAGAUUAACCCAGCAUAUUGAUUUUUAUACUUAUUAUAUUAUAUAUUAAACAAAAUAAACAGUAUUAAC